AUGGAUGAAGAAUACGACUACAUCAUCAUUGGUGCAGGCAUUGGUGGUCUGGUCCUGGCGAAUCGGCUGAGUGAAGAUGCUGAUGUCAAGGUCCUGGUCAUUGAAGCCGGCCCAAAUCAUAUCGGCGAUCCGUUUAUUGACACACCUGGACUUUUGUCCACGCUAUAUGGAAACCCCGAUUAUGACUGGGACUACAUGAGUGUCCCGCAGGUUCAUGCGAAUAACCGCCAAAUUGGACAACCCCGCGGCCGCGUCGUUGGCGGCUCCUCCGCUUUGAACUUCUCUGUGGUCAUGUACCCCACCGCAUCGAAUUUCCAGGCCUGGGAGGCAUUGGGAAAUGCUGGUUGGGGUGCAGAGAACAUGGCUCCCUACCUUCGGAAAUUCCACACCUACUCCUCGCCAAGCGAGGCCACCGCAGAGCUCCUGGGUACAUCUCGGUAUAUGAGUGUGGAGAAGCAAGGAACCAGCGGACCGAUCCCUAUCUCUCUGCCUGACGUAUUUGGCCCGUUCAACAAGGCUUGGGACGAGACAUUUGCUGAGCUGGGCUGGCAAACGGAUGCCGACCCCAUUGAGGGUCGGAAGCUGGGUGCUUUCACAUCCCCUCUGACGGUGGAUGCUGAGAAGGGAAAACGAGGUUACGCGGCGGCAUACUAUUCCCCCGAAGUGGCCGCACGACCAAACCUGACACUCAUGGCGGAGACCAUGGUGCAGAAGAUCGCCCUCGCCGAAGAAGAUGGGGAGGUAGUCGCAAAGGGUGUGCAUGUCGAGACUUGGAAGGGUAAAUUCCAGAUCAAGGCUAAGAAAGAAGUCAUCGUCUGCGGAGGCAGUUUGAAUAGUCCUCAGGUUCUCGAGCUGUCUGGUAUCGGCAACGCAGAACUUCUUCGCAAGCACAACAUCCCUGUCGUGAUUGAUAACCCUGCCGUUGGAGAGAACCUUCAAGACCACGCCCUUACGACUAUUAACUUCGAGAUUGCCGAUGGCCAGAUCUCGGGAGAUAUAAUGCGUGAUCCCGCUGUGGUCGAGUCAUUGAUCAAGCUCUAUGAGCAGACACACGCAGGUCCGCUGGCUGGUAUGCCUAUCAGCAUGGCUUAUCUUCCCCUCGUGGAUGGCAAAGGUGUCGUCCCCAGAGAGGAAGCCGAGAAGCUCCUCUCUAAGUACCUUGAUCAGGACGAUAUUCCUGCCAACCUGCGCGCGCAGUAUGCUCACCUCCGCAAAAUUAUUCUUGACCCCCAGGACGCAUCACAACAUUUCCUUUUCCUUCCUUCACAGCUUCACAUGAACCCGGGCAAGACUACUCUCUCUGAUGUGCUGGAGAAGAAAUUACCCGAGAACUAUGUCUCCAUCAUGCUGCUGCACAACCACCCCUUCUCGCGUGGAUCGGUCCAUAUCGCGUCCGCAAGCAGUGAUGAUAAGCCAGUCUAUGAUCCGAACCUUCUUUCCCACCCACUAGAUAUCGAGCUUAUGGCUCGGCAGAUGCAGUAUGUGGACCAAAUCUCCACAACAGGACCUUUUGCUGCCCUUCUUAAGCCUGGCAUGCGCGAACCAGAAAACACAAAGAAUUUGAGUGAUCUGGAGCACGUGAAGGAGGUCGUGAAGGAGCGUCUAUACACUUGUUUCCAUCCCGCAGGUUCUUGUGCCAUGUUGCCGAAGGAGCUUGGCGGUGUUGUUGACUCUAAUCUGAAGGUAUACGGCACAAAGAAUUUGAGAGUUGUCGAUGCCAGUAUCUUCCCUCUUGAAACAAGCGGAAAUAUUCAAGCGACUGUUUACGCUGUUGCGGAGAGGGCAGCUGAUUUGAUCAAGGGUCAGUGUUAG
Penicillium pulvis is the source of this 1812-nucleotide messenger RNA. RefSeq names its product GMC family oxidoreductase. The record is from RefSeq and is a predicted model, not a curated record. Bases 1 to 1812 code for a protein of 603 amino acids. Lineage: Eukaryota; Fungi; Ascomycota; Eurotiomycetes; Eurotiales; Aspergillaceae. Gene Ontology annotation, molecular function: oxidoreductase activity, acting on CH-OH group of donors; flavin adenine dinucleotide binding. The transcript is spliced from 2 exons.